UGUUCUAAGCAUGGUCUGCACGUACAUUUCACAUGCAGACGUAUGUAUACAGAUCAACAGUGUAUCGGUGUCUGUGAUUCACGGCCAGAACACACGCUUGUACGGCAGACGUGCACGGAGUUAUAACAGAUGCCUCCAUGCUUCGUUAGGUUUUGCCUAGCCGUGUUAUUGUACAAUUACGUUUUGUGAGUUUACACAGCUUUGUUUUAUUCAAUUUACAAACAUUUAUACACAAGAGAAAGCUAUUUUUGCUCCCGGGGUAACGAAGUUACAAAUGAAUCAAGAGAUUUUUUACUCAAGUGUUUGUGAAUCUUGAGACACGUUUCUUCGUUACUGCCGCUUGAACUGUCCGUGGCUUCUUAUACCGCAAAUCAAUUUAUUGCAAGGAGUCCAUACACAGCUGCCGGUUUUACCGGUUGGAUCAAUAGUCUUGAUGGCUGACUAUUGACUCCGGGAAAACUAAGCCCUUUAUCACUGCUCACUUACAUCAUAACUCUAGAUUCUAGUCAAUAUUUCUAAAAUCUGUCAUAAUUACCCUUUUCGUAAACGGAAAGAUUAACAUCAGCGCGCGUCGGUACAAUCUCAAAUGUCGAUUUUCCUCGCCAGAUUAAGUGACAGUUGUGUAAAUUGGUCUGGUUGAAGUAGAUCUGUAGCAUUAGCUAGGACAGGUUAUCUGGGGCUGCCAGUCGUGGUCAGUCGUUACGGAACGUCUGUCUAUUAGCUUUGGAACUUCUUAGUGGAUACUAACUAUUGGUCAGUGAUAUUCCUGGACAACUGGUCUUCGGAACCUUUCGGGCAGGAACCAACACAGUCAGGACUAGAUGGAUGCGAUACUGGAAGGAGGCCGUCCUAGACAUUUUCCCCAAUAGUGAUACCAUGUCCGAGAACCACGUAGACAACCUGCCAUGGUCUAUCUACCAAAUCUAAAUACAAUGGUGACUGCGAUUCUGUGGGUGGUGAACCUGACGCUCGGCUACUGUCCGGACGAUUUGCUCAGCGAGGUCUUCACGUGUCUUCACAACCUCACGUACGGUAGCGGGGACAGCAUGCUCAUCACGGGCGCAGACGCAGACCGCAUGCAGCGUCACUGUCGACACGGUGACCUAGACGAUUCAGUUGAUUGCCUUAAUAAAAUAUAUAGUCAAUGUACAAGUCCGAGGGACUUCGAAAGGUUACGUAAAUUCGCCGACCCGGACGCCUGGAGGUCGGGAUUCCAAAGAUUCUGCAGUAACACAGACUUUUAUGUGGAGCGACGGACCUGCGUUACUAAGUUAGACAAGGAAUUGGAGAAGUGUAUAAAACGUCACGAGGAGUUCACCAUUCAGUCGUCCAAACAAAUUCCAUCUUAUUCCAACGAUCAAGUGGAGGAACGCGAAAAUCAGAGAAUAGAACAGAUUUGUCGGUUUUUCCAUGGGGCGAAUCAAUGUUUGAAUUCGGACAUUGGGUCUAAGUGCGGACCGGAAAUUAGUGCCAUCCUGUCAGACUUCGCGGGGGGUAUAAUGCCGCCCGUUUGUAGAGGGUAUACAUUCGAUACAUCGUCAGCAUCACACAUUGAGUUAUCUUCCCUUGGACUUUUACUUAUUUUUGCGCUUUUAAUAUUUCGUAAAUAUAUCGUAUAGUCUUAACGCUUUGGUUAUGCGAUCUUCGACAUGGUAAUAGCUUUUACUUCACAACUCUCAUCAUUCUGCACCUGGAAUUGUGGACCCUUUGCUCAAAGUCAACUGGGACCAUUGGAUAAGCUAUGUAUUGUCACCGAUAUCUUGUCACAUUUCUGUGAAAUGGAUUUUUUUUUGGAAACGUGACAACUCUGGUGUUCAUAUCAUAUGAAAUGUGAUUUUUACCAUGACAUGAAAUUGAUUUUCUUUACUCAAUUCAAAAGGUGUUGUGUUGUGGGAAAUUAAAAAGAUAAUAACACGCUCGCUUGGUGUUUUCUUCGGUAUGGACGAAUAUAUGCGGUGAAUGGAUACCUGUUUCAAAAUGGAUACAAAUGUUAAUAAGGAUACACGUGAUACACGGAACAUUGAUGCGUGUGUGAUUUGGAAGGAUGAACGCCUGCGAGUUUUGUGUAUCCGUGUGAAUCUACAUACAACUAUAUAAAGAGCAUUUAUAGCAGUGUUGCUGGAAAAAAGAAUGUAACUUUUCUCAGUCAAAUAAUCACUAAAAACGCAAAAACUGCAGCGACUCUGUAACCCGAAUAUAAUUGGUAUAAAACGUUAAUGAAUAUCAAACUCCUUCCCAGAAACCCAUCAACAUUGAGUUGAAAAUGAGAAUAUUGAACUAAAUACUGAAAUUUCCCGCAUGUCACUGAACAUUAGACAUAUUUUACGACGGAAAUAACCGACUUGCCAACUGGACCGGACGUGACGUACCAGGGGAAACAAAAUUGGAUACCGUGGGCUUCGAUUUCCGGAUUGAAAGCAUAUGAUUGGUACCAAUUUCCGGUGGGAAUAGCGGCACCGGAAACGAACGAUGGUGGUGUGGCGGAUCGUGACAGAACACAGAACAGAUUUUUGUCAGGGUUGACGUAUCAGAUAAUCCCCUAUGUGGUAAACAGUCGUCGCACUCCAAAAUUAGCUACACCCUCGAAAAGUUACUCCUCUGUACGGAUUGUGUCAUCAGGAUUACAUGGACCGUUCGGAAGUACUCUGUUGGAACCAUUUCGUCAGUGAUGAAGCCUUCGUGAUUAAUCGUGUUUCCUCGUGGCAUUUGCUAUUCGGGACAUGGUCACUGAGAAUGACUUCUAAACGGGAAAUAUUCCCAUUUCUCACUUAGAUCCGGAGAAAUAGAAGAAAAUGUGAUUUGAAUAGCAUUUCUUCAUCAAUAGAUAUGAUUGAAGUUGUUUUUUUCUGAUAAAUUCACAAAUCACAUUUCCUUAACUACCCUCAAUAUAUAUUUGGAAAAUCGUUCUCUAGAAACUGUUUAGGAUAGGAUUUAGAUCCAAUUGUGAAAUAAACUACAAGCAAAUUACUCUUGUUGAACCGAAUGAGAAUGUGAAGCGGGUCAUAAUACAUCUAUGGAAAGAAUCCAAACCGACAUACUUUAAAAAACAAAACUCGUGUUCUUGCAAAGGAGCUUAUCUCGGCUGGCUGUGUUACUGCAGUACACUAACCAUUGUGCCACUGGAUUUUGAUUAUUUUCCAACGCCGAACCUGUAGCAAUUCGUUCAUUCAUAUUUAUAUACAUAAUUUUAUUUUACUAAGGGAAAUUAGUUAAUAAGUUAUACGUUCGGAAUUAUCCGCGAAACUGAUAUAAUCCUGUAUAGGAAUGAUCUAACUGAAUCAUGAUGUUGUCAUACUUUGAGCGUUCGCUGUAAUUUUUUGUAUGAAUGUAAAGCCAUAUUUUGCCUAUUUGUACAAGUCAUGGUUACGCUGCACGUGUGUUUGGAUGGAUGUUUUUACAUGAAAAUGUACUGUUACAUGCAGUAGUCUUUGGUUAUGACCAAACGAUGCACCUGCUUUUUAAAUGGCCAUUAAGGUUAAAGUUCAGAAGUUCUUCUGGUGAAUUCAAUUAUGAUACAUAAAAUUGAAAUAAAAGUUUGAAUUCGUUUCUUUUUUUCCCCAAAUCCAUCCAGAAUAGUUUGCAUUGCAAAGUUACCUGAGCACGUGUUUGCACGUUCAUUACACCAGUGGUAGAACUGAUGGGCCGUGAAAUGUGUUGUGAUCUGUCUGGUUGUACCGUCUGUGGAACAGCUGAUCAACAGAUAGUACAGUUCUCAACACAUAGCUGUGUGUACAGGUUGUUGUCUCAGAUUUUAAUUGCUGUUUAAUAUGGAUACGCUUGCGAUUGGAAUGACGAUUCUACUGCAUACAUCAAUGUCUACAUGAUAAUUGAAACAAACAAACAGAAGUGAAUUCAACACUUUCAGCGUCCGGUAGCGAAAAAAGCACAUUCUCUGGAAACUAUUGUGUUUAACGACCAACCCUGAAGUCGCUCGAACGAUUGAUUCAGACGCGUGUACAGUUAUUUUAAAGCGUCACAUUAAGAAGCGUCCAAUAGUCAUGCUAUGUAAAGUGAAAACAUUUUAAUCAACUGAUGAAGUUUAUGUAUUUCACCAUAACCCUCAAAUUAAAUCAUUGAAACAAAACGAAAAUAUUUAAUUGCUUUUUAAUAGAUAAUCGUGUGUGAUAAGUAGUAAGCUACUAAGCUGGCGGGUUCCGAAUCUUCUUCUUUUAAUGAAUAUGAAUUGGUAUAUGUGGUCGACUGAACAAGGACAGCCACAAAUAGACAACUUAAGUACGACACUAUCUUGACAUAAUAAACGAAAGGAAGAGUUGAAUCAAUACGUGACAAAAAUUAUGAGAUCUUGAUAAGUUCUCCAUUAUUUCUGGUUGAGAAGGAGAAUUUCCCGGUACCAUUUCCGGUUGGUAAACAUUCCAAUCUUAUAUAUACAAUACCGCAAAUCCUUGUGGAAUUCUAGAUAUUAUCUAUGGCGGAGUCAUUAAAAUUUCAAAUAUGAUGAAGAUUUCUCGUUUGUUAAUUAUAUUCUCUAAUUUUGAUCCAACCAUAAGUAUAUAUGUAAGAAUUAAUAUACAAUUUAAGUCCUCGGACUUAAGUACAAGACGAACGGUACAAUACCCUAAUAUCCUUGCUAAUUACUACUUACUAAGUCGUCUUCAAGUGUAUGUCUCGAGAGUCUGGAGUAAUUUAGACGCCAAUACUCGAGAGAAAUUACUGAAUAACCUUAGCUUUCUACUGCUGCUGAAGAGAGAGGAAUCUUGCCGAACUAGAGGCCAUUAAUUGCCGAACUGUAUACAAAACUUUCUUUUAUAUCACUUAGCGAAUCUGUAUGGAUACAUAUCUAUAUAUUGUACAAAGUGCAAAGUAACAUAUUCUUUCCCUGUAGUUAUCUAGAUAAUUAUGCACAAUGAUCUACAAACCGUGGGCAUCUUUAACAGGACAUCGCGAAUUAAUGAUCUUCCUUUGAAUUUUCUUUGGCGUGUUUUGUGAUUCAAUAAAUGAAUUAUUAACGCUAUUUAAUCAUUUAGUCCAGUCGUGAUCCAGCAGUGCUAUUUUAAAGAUUUUAUUGAUUUUGAACUCAUGAUCUGGGAAACAGAUCCAUUCUGUUAAUAUACAGCAUCUCUUAUUAAUACACUUUGUAAUAUUAUCAAAAAUAGUGUUUUGUAUUUUUUUGAAAUAUGCCUGUCAGAAAGGAAUAUUGGACUUUCACUUAGCAUCAAGCUUAGAGGGUUAAUUACAUAGUGUUUAUGAAACACGAGCCGUACAGUGUAUUGGAUGUAUGCUUACGUAAGUGUGGUGUGGACUCUCCCAGUGUCGAACUUCGGCCAAGAAUCUCGAGUCCAUGCCGGAACUUCAUUGCAGGGUGUUUGUUUUCAAUUACACAUUAUGAAAGUAAAACAAUUUCUCCACUCACUCUGCCAAUGUGGACAAAAUUGUACCCCCUACCAAGUUGGACAGCUUUGAUAUAGGAAUUAAGCACGUGGUAUUGGAGCUGUCAUAUUUUAAUUUUAGUCCUUAAGUAUGACUGAACUGUUUAUGUAUGUGAUACAUUUAGUUAUUGUAUAUUAUUUAUUAAAAAAGUAUCACUGAUAUCUUUCAAUCACUGAUAUAUUUCACGUGAAACGUUUUACGAGAAAGAACGAGAGAGAGAACGAAUAUGCACAAAAGAAAGAGAUUGAGAGAACAGAUGAAUGAAAUAUUUGAAAUCAGAUCACUUGCGAUAUUUUUGGGUUAAAGUGAGUUUCAAUUACAUUCAAAAUAAAAUAAAAUAUUUGCA
This is a messenger RNA of Pecten maximus, 5734 nucleotides long. RefSeq lists its product as uncharacterized. The transcript has 7 exons. The coding region runs from base 906 to 1619 and encodes 237 amino acids. The record is from RefSeq and is a predicted model, not a curated record. Lineage: Eukaryota; Metazoa; Mollusca; Bivalvia; Pectinida; Pectinidae.